UAUCAUAACAACAGUUAUAUUGAAUAUAAGUACAUUUUGAUUACUUUGUCUCCACAUAUGAACAUACAAAAUAGAUUGUGACAUACACUCUCAAAAAACAUCUUUGUAAUGAAUAAUAAAUAAACAAAUCGAAAUAGAACACUAUAAGAAUAUCAGGUGUCUCUUCCUAGUUCAUGCGAUGUUCUAAAUGACAAAACAUGUUUAGCUUAUCGAAAAUUUUGUUAAUUUUGAUUCACAUAGGCCACCUGCACAGGGUUUGCAUGACUGAUAAGUUUUGAAACAAAUAAAUGAUAAACUAUCAAUUAGAAUACAUCUUUAAUAUUGAGGAUAUCAGCCCUCUAUGCACAAAGGUACUUUUUCUCAAUAAAAUGGCAGGCAGUCUAUAUCAUUGGGGAAUUGAUUUAUCUGAAACAAGGCUUAGCAUAUAAUUUGCAAAUAAUGUCAAAGAAGUUUCCCAGUUUUCUCAUUAUCUGAAACAGUUUUACCAUUGAAAUGAAGCACAGUGUAGAAAACUAGUCCAUUUGUAACACAUGUUUUUUCUCAUUUUCUCGUUCAUAGUCAUUGAGAUUUUAUAAUCUUCUCGUUUCUGCUAUUUUCAUCUAUUGAAUCUAAAAUUUUUAAUGUAAAAAUAUUUUAGGACUUUUUGGAUAUAAUUUAUUGCAGUGAGUGCAUUUAUUGAGUGCAGAGUACAACAUGUCAGUCAAAGACUCUCCUUCACCUAGUGGUGCUUAUCAGCAAUCUCCAACCCCUCAACGUAAGUCGAGUAUAUUUGAGACAGAUGAAGAGAAGCCUGUAUUAUCUGUAGAAGGGGAAGCAAAAAUCACAAAAACUGUUGAUUUAAAUAGUGAUGGACUAUGUACUAAAUUUUCAACUGACAGUUCUAAAAUUGCUGUUGGACUUUCUAAUGGAGCAACCAAAAUAUAUAAAUCUGACGGAAUGUCAUGUAUUUAUCAAUUGAAUGAUGAGGAAACGGUGUCAGCUCGCUUGCCAGUUACAUCUUUAAGUUUUGUACCGACAGGCAAAGCAAGGAGAGGGGAAUUACUGUUAGCCACAUAUGCGAGUGGUCUUGUCAAGUUCUGGCAUGUCUCAUCGAACAAAGCUCUGCAUACGAUCCAUGAGCCAAGCCAGGUUUUAUCUAGUUCACUUUCACCUGGAGGUGAGCAGUUCAUCACUGCUGGCAGUACAGAGCAAGUUAGAAUUUAUGAUGUUGCGACUGCAAAACAAAUUCAUGUUUGCGAACCAAGUCCAAACGUAUUAGUCAUGGAUGGUCAUAGAUGCCAUAUAUUUGCUGUUAAACACCAUCCAACAAUGAAACAUAUUUUUGUCACUGGUGGUUGGGAUGAUACAAUACAAUUCUGGGAUGACAGACAAGAAAGAUCGAUUCGUCAUAUCUCUGGACCUCAUAUUUGUGGUGAAGCAGUUGAUAUUGAUCCAAAAUUUAAUCACAUUCUCACAGCAUCAUGGCGAAAACAUGACUCACUUCAAGUUUGGGAUUUUGGAACCGGAAGAUUGAUCAAGACCAUUCCUGCUGACUACGGCAAUGAAUCUUUACUUUAUACAUGUCAGUGGAUGGGAAAAAACCAUAUAGUUUGUGGUGGAAGUGACGCAAAUAUGCUCCGGAUUAUUGACAAAACAACUCUCGCGACAUCUGGGCAAGUACUUGGUUUACCACGUGGUGUUUAUAGCCUGGACUUUGAUCACAACACAAAAAGUUUGUCUCAGCAUGGUCAUUAUUCACCUGAUGUUACAACAGUUGCUGCUGUUGUUGGAAAGAGUUUACUCAUUGUAACAAAUAAUCUGAAACCAUAGAUAAGUGUCAGGUUAAUGCUUAAUGAUCGAGGUUCCAUAUAUUUUAUAAUAGAGGUGUUUGCCCUUUUUAUACUUUCGACAUGUCAAAUUUUAUUCCAUGUUCAAAAUAUCUAACAUACAUCAUACCAGAUACUGUAAAAUAUGUCCUAUUUCUAUAAAUUAUAUUUGGCAGAUUAUAGUGAUAUUGGUAAUUAUUUAUUUCAAAAUAUAGGUGUUUAAAGCGGAAUCAAGUCCAUACAUCUGAAUCAAAUAACUGGCUAUUCUCAUACCUGGUUAUGAUUCGCCAUAUAAUUAAGCCAUCUCAUCAGCUUUCUUUUCCUUAUGGAUAAAUAUGAAAAUCCUACCUACUAUUUCUUUAAAAACUACACUUGGUUGUCUGAAUUACUCAUUUCUAGUAUUUUGGUUUCCUAUAAACCUAUUUGUUGGUCAAAGUUAAUGACAUUAAUAAUUUUACACUGUGAAUAUAUUGAAAAUGAUCUCGGGAUGUUGAAAAUAGUCAAAUCUGAGAUUUCCUUUGUGGCAGAAACAUCAUGGAGUGGAUUUUUCAUUUCAUCAUUUGGCUUUUCAACCUCUAAUCAAUAAUAUUGUUAUUUUUGAACUAUCAUAUCCCAUUAGCAAAAUGUUGGUAAUGUGUAAUUUUUUUCAAAGACAGGUUGAGAUUACUGUAAUUUUUUGAGUAACACUGCUUUAUAAAUGUGACUCCUCAAGUACUUUAAUUUAACUCCACUUGAGUCAUAAAUUGAAAGUUACUCGAAUUAAUUCUACCCUGUUGAAUUAAAAUGUCCUGUACAUUAAUUUUUGAUCAACUCACUUUUAUUUUAUUGUUUCAUUUAUUGUAAUUUUACCUAUAAUUUACUUAGAAACAUUUUUUCAUUACAUUACUAGUGACCCGUCCAUUUUCAAAUAUCAAUCUAACACUCUAUAUACUGAAUAUAUUUGUUCGUAUUAUUAGUGGCAUAAUUUUUGGAAGAGUAAAUUGUAUAAAAUUAUUCAUCUUAUUUUGGAGAAUAUUAUGACAUACCGUAAUUAUUAAAUUCCAACUUAAUCUUAUUAUCAUUAUGCUAGUGUCAAGACCUUUUCUUCUCCUGGAUUUGCAGCUUUGAUAUUUGAUUCCAUUCUUCUUUUGUUUUGCUAUCACAUCAUCACAAUAAUUGUUUUAACAAUGUGAACGGUGGACACUAUUUCUCUCACUUCAUUGGGCAUGAUUUAUUACAUACUUUAUAAAAAGAUACAAUAGGCUUGAAAAGUUGGAAAACUCACUGACUGAUUAAAAAGUGCUUACGGUAAUUAAAUUCAUUUUUGUAACUUACUCACAGAAACAAUUAUGUGAGAUUUUUUGGAUGCUAGUGCCUUGUGGUAGAACAGUGUAUAUUGCAAUCACAUGACAACAUUUUAUUGAGAGCAAUCCUAUGCAUUUAACUAUUUUCUGUAUCACAAAUUCACGUUGGGAUCAUUUUUCGAAUGGAAUGAGCUACAAAUUGUGGGAAAUAUAUAUACCAGUGGCAUGCAUUUUGUAUAUCUUAUCAUAAAGACAAAUUGUAUACAAAUGCUAUACUUUGGUAUGCGAUCUCAAUGAUUUUAGUCUGAAGUUAGGAACUGAAUUCUGGGAGAAGGUCUUCAUGCGAUCAACAUGCCACUUUGGUAUGCAAUUGAGAUCACGUGGAGCAAGUGAGAUGGCAUACCAAAGUGGCAUCUACAAAUGUAUAUAUUUGUAAGAAGACUAUUUAAUAUUCCAUACCUUCCAUUUGAAGUUUUAAAUCGUUUGCUUUUCAUUUAGUUUUAACUGAUUUUUUAUUUGU
Molecule: messenger RNA, 3608 nt
Organism: Styela clava
Lineage: Eukaryota; Metazoa; Chordata; Ascidiacea; Stolidobranchia; Styelidae
Molecular function (GO): protein binding
Source: RefSeq, a predicted model, not a curated record